Molecule: messenger RNA, 3448 nt
Organism: Mangifera indica (mango)
Lineage: Eukaryota; Viridiplantae; Streptophyta; Magnoliopsida; Sapindales; Anacardiaceae
Product: cation/H(+) antiporter 18-like
Exons: 5
Coding region: 629-3019 (796 amino acids)
Biological process (GO): proton transmembrane transport; regulation of pH
Cellular component (GO): membrane; endomembrane system
Molecular function (GO): antiporter activity
Source: RefSeq, a predicted model, not a curated record
UACAGGUGAUUAAAUUCUCUCCCUGUGUCUUCCCCUUUUCCUCUCAUAUUAUGUUUGUUUCCCAGAAAUUCAUGCAAAAACUGGAAAGUUAAGCGUGUUGGAAACUCCGAAUUUCAUUUUUCUUUUCUCUACUGAUUUUUGUUUAACAAAGAAUACUCAAUUCACUGGUUUCCUAUAAACCGACUGUAUCUUCGGGCAUUUUCUCACUUAUUUUGCUGUGAACAUUUGAUGCCAUGAAUUGGGACAUUAUUUUCUUUUGAAACACAUUGCAUGCAGUUUUCCCAUUUGUUUUAUGAAGUUUAAUGCCCACGUAGCUGAUUAAUUUCACCCGGAAAGACAAUAAUGGCCCAUCUUUAUCAACCUUUUACAGCCAGACCACCACCAUGAAUUCACCCAGCAGUCGGAUGUAAUAUCUUCCUGUCAGCUGCCGAAUUUUCAAACGAGGCCAACUUUGGGAAUUAGGUGAAGACUUUCCAUGGAGUGCUUCUUUACAAGGAAAGUUAGAGUUUUCAGCCUCUCCCGGCUGCUCCCACGGAAAUUGGAUUGAGUCUAAAACACAUAUACAAGCGUUGAAAUAGCAACAUAAUAUUGCUUCAAGAUUUGAGAGCCAUCAGAAAAUUGGUGCAAAAUGGCUGGAAAUGUGAGCUGUACGGCAAUGCAGGCUACAUCAAAUGGGGUGUUUCAGGGUGAUAAUCCUAUUGAUUUUGCACUUCCUCUUGCCAUUCUUCAAAUAUGCCUUGUGGUUGUGGUCACCCGCAUUCUCGCUGUAAUUUUAAAGCCUCUUCGACAACCUCGCGUCAUUGCAGAGAUUGUUGGGGGAAUAUUACUUGGGCCCUCAGCUUUGGGAAGGAACAAGGUUUAUCUGAAUGCAAUAUUUCCUGCCAGGGGUCAGACUGUGUUGGAUACUUUAGCCAACCUUGGCCUUCUCUUCUUUCUGUUCCUUGUGGGCCUUGAGUUAGACCCAAAGUCCCUUCGUCGGACUGGUAAAAAAGCUCUAAGCAUAGCCCUCGGAGGCAUCAGCCUACCUUUUGCAUUAGGAAUCGGAACCUCAUUCGCCCUCCGUGCAUCCAUUUCUAAAGGUGUACAGGGACCUCCAUUUAUCUUAUUCAUGGGAGUAGCUUAUUCCAUCACUGCAUUUCCUGUCCUGGCCCGCAUUUUAGCUGAACUCAGGCUUUUCACUACUGAUGUUGGGCGUCUGGCAAUGUCAGCUGCGGCUGUUAACGACGUUGCCGCCUGGAUUUUACUUGCUCUUGCCAUUGCCCUCUCAGGAACUGGCCGUUCUCCCCUUGUAUCUUUAUGGGUUCUAUUGUGCGGAUGUGGGUUUGUCCUCAUUUGCUUAUUCAUUGUCCCCCCAAUCUUCAGAUGGAUGCAGCAGCGAUGCCCAGAGGGAGAGCCUGUGGAUGAAUUGUAUGUUUGUGCCACUCUGUCUAUAGUUUUGCUUGCGGGUUUUGCAACCGACGCCAUUGGAAUACAUGCUCUCUUUGGAGCGUUUAUAAUCGGAGUUUUGGUCCCAAAAGAAGGAGCAUUUGUUAAUGCUCUAGUAGAAAAAGUUGAGGAUCUUGUAUCAGGCCUUUUCCUUCCAUUGUACUUUGUAUCUAGCGGAUUGAAGACUAAUAUAGCCACAAUUCGAGGAGCUCAGUCUUGGGGAUUCCUUGUUUUGGUUAUAGCUACAGCAUGUUUUGGAAAAAUUAUCGGCACUGUUGUUGUUUCCUUCUUAUGCAAAGUUCCUGUGAGGGAAUCUCUGGCUUUGGGGUUCCUCAUGAACUCUAAAGGCUUGGUGGAGCUCAUUGUGCUCAACAUUGGAAAAGACAGAAAGGUUUUGAAUGAUCAAACAUUUGCAAUCAUGAUUUUGAUGGCUGUCUUCACAACAUUUAUAACAACACCUUUAGUCAUGGCGGUGUAUAAGCCUGAUAAAAGAACUGUCAAUGCCCUUUACAAGCACAGAACUGUUAAGAGGAAAGAUCCAAAUGUUCAGUUGAGGAUUUUGGCCUGUUUCUAUGCUUCAAGAAACAUCCCCACAAUGAUUAAUCUGAUUGAAGCUUCACGAGGGACAGAAAAGAAAGACAGCCUCUGUGUUUACGCACUGCACCUCAUGGAGCUCUCGGAAAGGCCAUCUGCAAUACUUAUGGUGAACAAGGCAAGAAAAAACGGAAUACCCUUUUGGAACAAAGGGAAAAACUUGGAUGCUGAUCAUGUUGUUGUUGCUUUCGAGGCUUUUAGACGACUCAGCCAUGUCUCUAUCCGGCCAAUGACCGCAAUCUCGCCAAUGCACGAUAUCCAGGAAGACAUUAUUGCUAGUGCUGAAAGGAAAAGAGCUUCAAUAAUAAUUCUCCCGUUUCAUAAACACCAGAGGCUCGAUGGGUCCCUGGAGACCACACGAACCGAAUUUCGUUGGGUGAACAAGAGGGUUCUUGAGAGUGCUCCGUGCUCAGUGGGGAUCUUAAUUGACCGGGGCCUUGGUGGCAACACACAUGUCUCAGCAAGCAAUGUUUCUUCAGUGAUGGCAGUGUUGUUCUUCGGAGGAAACGAUGAUCAGGAAGCUCUUGCUUAUGGCGCUCGCAUGGCUGAGCACCCUGGAAUCACUCUGACUGUCAUUCGCUUCCUUCCAAGCCCUGAAAUUUCCAGGGAGAUUGAAACGAAAGAAGACCCCCAUGUAUCAGAAGAUGAGAGCUUUCUUGCUGAAGUGAAACAAAAAUUUUCCAAUGUAGAUUCAUUUACCUUUGAAGAAAGGAUAGUAAGAAAUACUGCAGAAACUGUUGAGGUCAUCAACGAGUUCAACAAAUGCCACAUGUUUUUGGUCGGUCGAACGCCUGAGGGCUCAGCAGCAGCAGCUUUGACUGUGAGAAGUGGGUGCCCAGAAGUUGGGCCAGUUGGGAGCUUGCUUAUAGCUCCUGAUUUCUCAACUUCAGCUUCAGUCUUGGUGGUGCAGCAAUAUACUGGCCAUGAUCGAGCUGUUUCUGUGUCAGGAUCGAUAACAAAGGUAGCAGAGAUGCGAGAGGAAGAUAUAGAAUCUGGGUAAUUGCAGAACAUUUUGGUAUCAAUAGCUGAUGUUGAAUGGUCUUGAUGAUGGCGAAAAUGCUGCAACAGAGGCGCCCAAAUGAUUUACUUCCAUUGUUAUUUCUGACAAGUUUCAUCAAUUGUCACACAUUAAAUUUCUGAAUGGGUUUACUUCCAAUAGCUUCUGCCUGCAAAUAAAGUGUUGUAAUUGGGUAAGAUUAGAGCUUUACAUAAAUUUUUGGGCAAAAUUUGGAUAGUUUUAUGGAUUAUGCAUUCAGAGUUUAUGGGUAGUUUAUCCUACUUAUCCAUUUUGAUGCUGAUCACUAAAAAGUUAUUUAGUGAUGGUAAUUUAGUUUGUGAAAAUCGAGUCUCUGGUCCUCUCAUCUGUAGAUAAAAAGUGUAUUUUAAAUAAAAAACAAAGAUAGAGACAAAAUAACUAAAAUUCUGGGGA